UUCGAAAUGCGGUGUUCAACCUUUAAGACGUCUUGUAUACUUAUCGUGCUUUACUUCACUGCACUCGUAAAAUCCAAAUCAAACGAAGUAAAUUCUGCCCUAGAAGAGGCACUUACAAACGCAAGAAACGAAGACGAUCAAAAGAGAGAUUGGAAUAAUCUUUCUGGAAUGUGGGGCAAACGAGGAUGGAAUAAUUUAUCCGGAAUGUGGGGCAAAAGAGGAUCCAAGUGGAACAACUUAUCCGGAAUGUGGGGUAAAAGAGGCUCAAGCUGGAACAACUUAUCCGGAAUGUGGGGUAAAAGAGGAUCAAACUGGAACAACUUAUCCGGAAUGUGGGGUAAAAGAGGCUCAGACUGGAACAACCUAUCUGGAAUGUGGGAUAAAAGAAGUCCCAGUUGGAAUGACUUGUCUGGCAUGUGGGGCAAACGAGGUUGGAACAACUUAUCCGGAAUGUGGGGGAAAAGGAACACUAACUGGAACAACCUGAAAGGCCUCUGGGGCAAACGAGGAGACUCUUCUUUCAAUGAAGGAGGGCCAUCAUGGAGAAUCACUGAUGCAGGUAUUUAG
Messenger RNA from Limulus polyphemus (Atlantic horseshoe crab), 567 nucleotides. Its product is annotated as prothoracicostatic peptide-like. The transcript has a single exon. The record is from RefSeq and is a predicted model, not a curated record. The coding region runs from base 7 to 567 and encodes 186 amino acids. Lineage: Eukaryota; Metazoa; Arthropoda; Merostomata; Xiphosura; Limulidae.